GCCCGGAGCAGUCCCAGCAGGUAGAGCAGAAAGCUGAGCCCAUAGACGACGCUGAGCUCGCUCUUCAAGGUAUCAACAUGCUUCUCAACAACGGAUUCAAGGAGAGCAACGAGCUUUUCAGAAAAUAUAGCUGCAGAUGAAUGUUAUUGAGUUGGUGUAACAUACUGUAAUGAAACAGGCAGAGAGCGUACAAUAUAGGCUAAUGAAAGUCUACAUUUAAAUCCAGUCUUGUCUCUUCAAACUAUCCCCCUUCAUAGCCCCCCUUCCCCCUAAACAAGAACUGAAAUAGUAGGUUAUGUACUACAUGCUGGCCCUGACAUUCCAAACAGUUGAAGGGGUAAUAGUGACUGAGAAAUGGAAGGAUAGUGCACUGCACUCACAGCAAUCCAGCUAUGUUUGUGCCAACAGGAGAAACUUCCACUUACUGUGCUAAUUUUAGCUCCCUGGAUAAUGAAGCCUUUCUCCCACCAUGAGUCGCUGAUGAUGCUGAAACAAAGGACUGAAUGUCCCUCUCUGUAAAGCACUAUAUGGGAAAACAUAUCUAGUGACUAAGAAGUUCAUGGUUAUUUUUAUACCAAUUUGAUGAAUGAUUUUUGAUAAUCUAUUAUGAUCUUUAUCUUUAGUUUGUUUCCUUAGUAACAUAACUUUUCCUCUUAGUCGAUACUCAACAUUCACUGGCUACUAUUUCCCCUGCUUUCUUGAAUUAUGUUUGGUAUUAGGCCGAAGUAACUGUCUCUAUCGCUCACCCCCUUCGACUCACAGUCCACUGAUGAGCUUUGGGGCCAGUUUUGUCAGCUUCCUGAAUGCCAUGAUGACCUUUGAGGAGGAGAAGAUGCAGACGGCGUGUGACGACCUGAGGACCACGGAGAAGCUGUGUGAGAGUGACAACGCUGGCGUCAUAGAGACAAUCAGGAACAAGAUCAAGAAGAGCUUGGAGUCCCAGAGGUCAGCGGUCGUGGUUGUGGACCGCCUGCAACGACAGAUCAUUGUGGCCGACUGCCAGGUCUACCUCGCUGUGCUUUCCUUCGUCAAGCAGGAGCUCUCAUCGUACAUCAAAGGAGGCUGGAUCCUCCGUAAGGCCUGGAAGAUGUACAAUAAGUGCCACAGUGACAUCAGUCAGCUGCAGGAGACCUGUGUGAGGCGCUGUUCCUCCCAUGAGGAGGAUCUGUCCUCAGACCAGGCCAAUCACAACUCCCCAGUGGAGGGCACUGUGACGGAAGAGGCCCUGGACCGGCUCAAGGGCUCCGUCAGCUUUGGCUACGGCCUCUUUCACCUCUGCAUCUCUAUGGUACCACCACACCUACUCAAGAUCAUCAACCUGCUGGGUUUCCCUGGUGACCGUCUCCAGGGUUUGUCCUCCCUCAUGUAUGCCAGUGAGAGUAAGGACAUGAAGGCCCCACUAGCUACGUUGGCCCUCCUGUGGUACCACACAGUAGUGCUGCCCUUUUUUGCACUGGAUGGUUCUGACACUCAGGCAGGCCUGGAGGAAGCCAAGGCCAUUCUGCAGAGGAAGGCUGUGGUCUACCCCAAUUCCUCCCUCUUCAUGUUCUUUAAAGGACGUGUUCAGAGGUUAGAGUGCCAAAUUAACAGUGCGCUGGUGUCCUUCCAUGAUGCACUAGAGCUGGCAUCAGACCAAAGAGAGAUCCAGCACGUGUGUCUCUAUGAAAUCGGCUGGUGCAGUAUGAUAGAGAUGAACUUUGAGGGUGCAUUCAGGUCAUUUGAGAGGCUGAAGAAUGAGUCCCGGUGGUCACAGUGUUACUAUGCCUACCUGACUGGAGUAUGUCAGGGAGCUGCAGGGGACUUGGAUGGUGCCAAGUGUGUCUUCAAAGAUGUCCAGAAACUGUUCAAGAGGAAGAACAACCAGAUUGAGCAGUUUGCCCUCAAGCGGGCGGAGAGACUGAGGAAGAUGUCUCCCACCAGAGAGCUGUGCAUUCUGGGAGUCAUAGAGGUGCUGUACCUGUGGAAGGCUCUGCCCAACUGCUCCUCCUCCAAACUGCAGCUCAUGAAUCAGGUGUUACAGAGUGUGGAUGACGCAUCGUGCAGGGGUCUGAAAAACCUCCUUCUUGGUUCCAUUCACAAAUGCCAUGGAAAUAAUAAAGAUGCUAUCCAGUCGUUCCAGCUGGCAGCCAGAGAUGAGUUUGGUCGACAGACCAACUCUUAUGUGCAGCCAUACUCCUGCUAUGAGCUUGGAUGUGUCCUGCUUGCCAAGCCAGAGACGGUGGGAAAAGGGAGAGCUUUUCUGCUUCAGUCAAAGGAGGAUUAUGCAGGCUAUGACUUUGAGAACAGACUUCACGUGCGCAUCCACUCAGCCAUGGCCUCGCUGAAGGAAGUGGUACCUCAAAGACCCGCCGACCACUGAUGUAAUGAUCACUCAGCCUCCAGCUGUGCAUUUGAUGAUACGGGUAGCAUGGCUUUUACUAUACAUUGAAAGCCAUUCAAAACCACAGUAUGUCAGUCUCAUCAGACACAUUUUUAUUUUCUUAUACACACAUCCAAGUACAAUAAACCAACAAUUUCAUAGUCAAUACCAACAAUUUCAUAGUCAAUACCAACAAUUUCAUAGUCAAUACCAAUCUAGUGUAUUUUUUUAGCCUUGCAACCCCUCCUUCCAUUCUGUGGACCAUAGGAUACAAGUAACUUCUUGAAGAGGCACACCUUAUUCCCAUUUCAGGUUUUCUUGACCAUAGGUAGUAAUAGUACAGUUAACAGUAGGAAACAUUGUCAACAAACAUUUUCAUCAAUAGAUAAUUUUUCUGCAAUGAGAAAGUGUUAUAGUGAAGUCAAAGUGACAACAACCCUAAGAAUGAUUGAACAAGAACUUAGCGGCCUGCUACCUUGUGGUAUUGUAUCACGCAGCGUGCCAUGGAACGCAUACCAUUAAGCAGUAAAAACGUUUCAUUUUGGAGUUUUUCUGACAUUCACAUUAUAGCUUACAAGUAAUAUGCACAGCCAAAUGUAUUGUGACAUUUUAGCACAAUUUUAGUCCAAACAAUGUUAUAGAUUAACAUGAUUUAUUUUAGUUUCUAAGCAGUGCGCAUUGAUCUGCACACUAUGCAUACAAUUGCAGGGGUAUUAGUAACCCAGGGACCUGAAAGCUUCUUUUCUACAGCUGUGUACUAUAAAUUAUGUUUUUUUUCUGAGAUACUUUGGAUGACAACACCAUUAUCAGGACACAGAACACAUGUAUAUUCAUAUUUACUCUGGUUUUUAACAAAAUGCAACAAGGUCCUAUUAACUACAGGCAUUGUAAUAACCACGAUAAGAUUUAAGUUAUUCAAACUGGACAUUCAAGUUUGAUAUUCUGUCAUUUUAGUGUGAUCAGGCUUUUCUAUCAUCAGGCCACACUGAUGACGAGUGAACCAUUCAAGACAGUCUAAAACUAAAUUGAAAGUGCAGGUUAUUGUAUCACUCUUUUUAUAAUCACUCCGAGGUGCAAUAAAAGGCAAAGCAAUAAAAAGCUAAAAGUCUGGUCAUUUUACACUGGAAGUUUCAUUAGCUAUUUCAAGUCCCACUUUACAAAUAAACAAAUUAUAAAGGCUUAGCACAAGCACUACACAGCACAAAUAAUUUAUUAGCAAAUUCAUACUAUAUGAGAGGUGAUAUAAACUGUCUUUACUUCAUACUACAUGAAGGGUGAUAUCAACUCUUUAAUUCAUACUAUACUGAACAAAAAUAUAAACGCAAUAUGUAAAGUGUUGGUCCCAUUUUUCAUGAGCUGAAAUAAAAGAUCCCAGAAAUGUUCCAUACGCACAAAAAGCGUAUUUCUCUCAAAU
Oncorhynchus gorbuscha (pink salmon) is the source of this 3773-nucleotide messenger RNA. RefSeq names its product tetratricopeptide repeat protein 39C-like. The record is from RefSeq and is a predicted model, not a curated record. The coding region runs from base 770 to 2359 and encodes 529 amino acids. Lineage: Eukaryota; Metazoa; Chordata; Actinopteri; Salmoniformes; Salmonidae. Gene Ontology annotation, biological process: otolith morphogenesis; cilium assembly. Gene Ontology annotation, molecular function: protein binding. The transcript is spliced from 15 exons.